Fusarium redolens is the source of this 642-nucleotide messenger RNA. Its product is annotated as cytochrome P450. The transcript has 4 exons. Bases 1 to 642 code for a protein of 213 amino acids. Gene Ontology annotation, molecular function: iron ion binding; heme binding; oxidoreductase activity, acting on paired donors, with incorporation or reduction of molecular oxygen. The record is from RefSeq and is a predicted model, not a curated record. Lineage: Eukaryota; Fungi; Ascomycota; Sordariomycetes; Hypocreales; Nectriaceae.
AUGGGCUACUGGUUCCAAUGCUUCGUUUUCGAUGUGAUCGGUCUGAUUACCUACUCCAAGCGUCCUGGGUUCUUGGACAAGUGUGGUGAUGUUGGCAGUAUCAUCAAAACGAUAGAUAACGAGAUGGCGUACUUUGCUUUCGUUGGUCAAGGUACUGGCCACACAUACUUGAUGAACUUCACCAAGAACACAGUAAUUGGUCAUCAAAGUCGACUAAGUCGUGUCGCCACUGAAGAUGCUGAAGCGAACAAAGUACCACUCGACUUCUUCUCCAAGUUCUUCAGGAAGCAUGUAACCGAUCCUGGCAAAUUUACUAUGUAUCAUGUGCUCGCAGGUUGCGCAUCCAGCAUAGUGAGGCCUCAGACUUUGCAACGACUGCGAGAUGAGAUACAGCAAAACACCGGCAGCGGAGGUAUGACACGGGCUCAGAGCCAGGGCAUGCCAUACCUGCAGGCAGUGACAAAAGAGGCGUCGAGAUUACAUGCAGCCGUGGCAUUGCCAAUGGAAAGAGUGGUUCCUCAGGGUGGCGUUGAGAUCUGUGGCUACUACUUUCCUGGAGGUAAUUAUGUAAGCAUCAAUAACUGGGUAUAUCACCGCAGCAAAGCCAUAUUUGGCCAAGAUGCUGAAGGGUUGAAAUUCUAA